GGAGCCUGGUCCCGAAACUGGGGAAUGACGAAGGCGGGUAGCUACAAGCGGGAAAGGAAAGUGCUGUGUUGCAUUUAGAUCUCUCGCAGCUUUUCAAAUAAUACAUGUGUGUUUGCAGGGAACGUGUGGCGGUCAAGAAAUUCCUGCAAAUCCCAUCAGCCCCAGCCAGCGGUAAAGGCUGAUGGGAGUUGCAGUGUGGUGACAUCUAGAUGGGUGCCGGUUUCUUGCAUUGCAUCAUACAGUCAUAUUCUUUGAAAAGCAUUACGUAUUAAAAAGCGAUGGAAGGACUUUUAGUGUUCAUACUUCACAGUCAUUUCUUGUGCAAUUGGAUUUUCAUAAUAGCAUGCAAUAUAGGUGGGGUUUUAUAUUUUCAUUUGGUGUGGGAGGCGCAACUGACAGGGCUUUUUGGAUUUCUGUACAAAUAUCUACACAAUCUUUAGUAUAAAAAAGCAAAUGUUCUGAUGUGUAUGUUAUUCCAGAAAAAUGCUUGAGUUAUUUACAUAAGCUGUUUGUAAUGACAUUGGUCAGACAUCAUCUUAGAGCAUUAUGCAGAAUAGCAAAUAAUCACAAACAGUUUCUACAAUUGGAAAUAAACAAUAAGAUUUUGAGAGAGAUCUGACCCUGAACUGACAGAAACAAGAACCCCACUCUCACUUUUGCAGUCCGCAUUAGGCAUUCUGGAACUGCAAUGUCUCCUUUCACCUCUGGGUCCACAUUACAAUCCAAACCAAAUCAUGUCAUUAAAGUUUAAAUAGUAAUAAUGAGUUUAAAUAGCAAUGAUUCCAAGCAGGACUGUGUGCUAAUGCCAGGGUCCACCGAUGCUGGAUGAGACAAGGGCCAAAAUGUAGGUGGGGGAUAAAUCUAGCAGCUCCAGAAAAAGGGGAGGAAAAAAACUCUAGUAAAAAGCAGGCGCCCCGCCACACACACACAACUCACAAAAACAGUCCAGCUAACCAACUAAAAAGAAUGUGCAAGACAGCAGAGAGCUAGUAGGCUUGCAAAACUAUCUCUAAAAGGAAGUAAUUGACCAGGGGUCUAUAUAAGCUUACAUAUAUACUAUUAAAAAUAAAUAAGUACCAAUCCUACAUAGCAUCUUAUUGCUCUUUUUAGUCACACUGUGAGGCGAGUUCCAGCAGCUGGGACUAUGCAUUAGUGGCAGUAACAGAGCCUGUGAUGAGACAGAGGAGAAUAUCCCCGGAAAUGAAAUCGCUGUGAUCAAAGAAGUCUUCUCACGUGAUUUUCUCAGCAGAAUGGACAGAGCUCCACAGUACAUAACCGAGCAGUCUCCUGCUGCUGGGCAGUGUAAUGCACACAGGCACUUCCUCCUGCACUUGUGAAGCUCCCGUACAGAUACGUCUUCCUUCUGAUCACUGUGGCCACCUAAGACUUUGUGUGGUUUACUCUGCUGGUGUGCAAGGCUACCAUUCUCCGCUCCUUGGGAGGAAUAUGAAUGAGAACAACUCAAUUGAAACAUCUAAAACAAAGAUAGCCAAUAGUCCCAUUUGUGUCGGCAGUGAAGAGGAUUUAAAAAAACUGCGAAAAACAACAGCCACUGUCCAUGGCAGAGAAGUUGUUGUUUUCUACCAUGAUGGAAGAUUUUAUGCUCUGGAUUGCCGUUGUUACCAUGCAGGAGGUCCUUUACAUCUUGGAGAAAUAGAGGACAUCAAUGGACAGCCGUGCAUUAUUUGUCCCUGGCACAAGUACAGGAUAACUCUGGCUACUGGUGAAGGAUUGUAUCAAUCAAUUAACCCCCGGGAACCAUCUUUAUCACCAAAAUGGCAAUCAAAAGGAGCUAAGCAAAGGACUCAUAAAGUUACUGUGGACAGUGGAAAUGUUUAUGUGACUCUUUCAGAUUUAGCAGACAAGAUGGAUUCUGAUUACUAUGCUGAAAACUACAAAAAGAUAAAAAAUUAUCCCCAGAAAAAAUAACGUAUUUUGUACUUAAUACUUACAGGCAUUAAACUGAAGCACCCUUGCUGUCUAAAGAGCACUUGGUUUUCCAAGUGGUGAUAUGAAAUUAACUGAACUGGGUUUAAUAUUGAGUAUACACAAAUCUUUAGUCCAGGCAAGGGUGGGCAACUUUUGGCCCUCCAGAUCUUUUGGCCAGUAAUUCUCAUCAGUCUUAGCCAGCACAGUCAAAGAUGAGGAAAGAUGCAGAUGUCAGCCAAAACACCUGAAGAGCCAUGAGCUGCCCCUCCUGCCAUUGUCAGAGACAGGACUCUCUCUCUCUGUGCAUGUGCGUGUCCGUGUGCAUGUGUCAACAAUGAGUUGAAUAAAGAAGUGCUUGUGCCUUGGAGAAGAAAUAUGCUAAUUGUAUGAAUUUUAAAAUUAUAAUUGAAAGAGUUGAUUCUUUUUCUUGCACUUAAUCCAAGGCUUCCCGAAAUAAUCAAGAUUUGGAUCUGAAACUGUUCCAGUUGUGUACUUAUUCUGCAGCACCAUAAAUUGGUCUGUGAGCUAGGCAGGCUCUAAGUGGCCAGCUUAUGCUGAAUGUAACUCCGCAAGCGCCAGCUCACUUAUAUUAACUGGAAACGACAUACUGCUUUUCAACCAAAUAGGCUGUACUAAUGGCCUAGCUCGAAGAAGCUGGAGUCCUAGGAGAUUUAUCCUUCUAUUUUGUAGCAGGCAAAGUGGUGUGAAAUUUACGUGUCAGUAGCUAGGGCUAUGUGCAUAUUUGUGUGUGUGGUAAGAUACUGCAGUAACAAAGGCCUGAAUGGCCCAAAGAAGCAGAAUAUUUCCAGGAAAGGGUGGAGUAUUUUGCCAAAGGAUGCAAGAACAGGCCGUAGAGAAACAAACAUGGCUCUCAUUCACAGCAUACAGUUAUCCUUUUCAUCUGAUAUAGUUUCACAUUCACAAUGUGAUGCUGAAGGAUUUGACUCGCUGUUGUUUUAACAUGUUUAUGCUUGUUUUAAAUAAAUUUGCAAAAUUA
Molecule: messenger RNA, 2926 nt
Organism: Varanus komodoensis (Komodo dragon)
Lineage: Eukaryota; Metazoa; Chordata; Lepidosauria; Squamata; Varanidae
Gene: RFESD
Product: Rieske Fe-S domain containing
Exons: 5
Coding region: 1306-1929 (207 amino acids)
Molecular function (GO): 2 iron, 2 sulfur cluster binding
Source: RefSeq, a predicted model, not a curated record